Molecule: messenger RNA, 1350 nt
Organism: Lodderomyces jiufengensis
Lineage: Eukaryota; Fungi; Ascomycota; Pichiomycetes; Serinales; Debaryomycetaceae
Product: glycosyltransferase family 32 protein
Exons: 1
Coding region: 1-1350 (449 amino acids)
Biological process (GO): mannosyl-inositol phosphorylceramide biosynthetic process
Molecular function (GO): mannosyltransferase activity
Source: RefSeq, a predicted model, not a curated record
AUGAGAAAAGAAUUAAAAUAUAUAAUAUGGGCUCAUGUAGCUUUGGUGGUUUAUCUUGUAUAUUUAUCAUUUGAUUUAAUAACUUUAUUACAUGAUGAUACAUUUGCUGAUGCAUUUUUAGAUUUUGAAUUAAAACCAUCAGAUAAUAAACAAUUAGAUAAACCAAUAAUAAUACCUAAAAUUAUUCAUCAAACUUAUAAAUCAGAAAAUAUACCUGAUAUAUGGAAAGCAGGACAAGAAGCUUGUAUAAAUUUACAUGAAGAUUAUCAAUAUAUUUUAUGGACUGAUGAAAUGGCAAGAGAAUUUAUAAGUGAAGAAUUUCCAUGGUUUUUAAAAACUUGGGAUAAUUAUAAUUAUAAUAUUCAAAGAGCUGAUGCUAUUAGAUAUUUUGCUUUAUAUCAUUAUGGUGGAGUUUAUAUUGAUUUAGAUGAUGGAUGUGAAAGAAAAUUAGAUCCCCUUUUGACAGUACCUGCAUUUGUACGUAAAACUAUUCCAACUGGUAUUUCAAAUGAUGUUAUGGGAGGUGUACCAAAUCAUCCAUUCUUUUUAAAAGCUAUAGAAUCAUUGGAAAAUUAUCAAAGAAAUUGGUUAGUACCUUAUAUUACUAUUAUGAUAUCAACAGGUCCAUUAUUUUUAUCAGUUAUAUGGAAACAAUAUAAAAGAUGGGGAGUACCAGAAGCAGGUAAAGUAAGAAUAUUAAUGCCAGAAAAUUAUAAAGGUUAUAAAAAUUCAUUUUUUGCAAUUGCACCUGGAUCAUCUUGGCAUAUGAGUGAUGCAACUUUUAUAAAAAGUUUAGCAAAUCAUUUAGUUUUGGCUGUAAUUGGUGGAUUUUGUAUUGCAAUGACCAUUUUAGCUAUUGAAUAUUUAUUUUAUUCAUUUAUAAUAUCAAAUUUUUUUAAAAAAUGUACUGGGAAAAUAGGAGGAUUUUUCAUGUGGAUUUUAACUGGAAUAUUAAGGUUUUUCAAUUUAGAUAAAUUUAUUGAUUCAUGGAAAUAUAAAUCAGUUGAUUCUGGUGAUAGUGAUGAAAAAUCAAAUGGAAAUAAGAAAAUUAAUUUACUUAAAUUUUUGAAAAAUUCAAAUAUUAAAAGAAGGUCAAGAAAAGAUUCAAAUAUUCCUAUAGAAAUUGAUUUAUUAAAUAAAUUAAGUAAUGAUGGAAUUAUAAUAACGGAUGAUGAUAAUAGUAAUAAAAUAGAGAAUUUAAUACUAAAGAAAGAUGAUCAAAAUCUUUCAUCUUCUUCAGAUGAAGAUGAAUAUUUAGAUAAUGACUUAGAAAAACAACCAAACGAUAAUGAUAAUAAUGAUAGUAAUGAUAAGGAAAGUGGGUAUAAAUAUAAUGAUAAUAUUGUAUAA